AUGUUUCCGGCUGGUAGAUCAUUUCGAGGUCCCAGAGGAGCCUAUUUUACAACUCUUGUGAAGAGUUUGCCUGCAACAUCAGGACUCACACAGUCAUAUGAGCCACCAUCUGCCUUCAGUGAUCCAAGCAAAAAUGUGUUUGACCAACGAGUGGGAAGGAAAUUCAGAUCUGGUUAGUUUGAGAAGUCAGAAGUCCUACCGGAAGUCCUGAUCGCCAGAUACAGGGAGGGUGAGACAAAUGCUGUGUCUCUGCUCCAUCAGCUUGCCGACAUUUUUCAGUUCCAGCUGGAACUAAAGGAGACUGUAACCACAGGCAACAUACAAGGGCUUUAUUUUGCCUUCUGUGUGGUCAUCGACGGGGUCGAGUACAGGACUGGCAUGGGAAUACGCAAGAAGGACGCUCGGCUUAAAGCAGCUCAGCUUGCUCUGGAGGAGCUGCUGCCCACCUUGGAGAGCCUGAAGUCCCCCCUCCCUGAAGCACCAGCGCUCCCUCCACCCCUGCCAGUUAAAGAUGAGUCCUCCAUCUCUGACGUUCAUCCUUGUGGAGCCAUUCACGGAAGGAAGAAGUCUGUAAACCUCCAGAUUCCACAUGCUGUCAGGAAUCAGCUCACUAAGCUAAUGAACAGCCAUCCAGAGUUCUCCGGCUCUGCAGGCACCACAGCAGCUUUCAUUGUUCAGACUUCCAGUCAAUGUGAGGUGGUCGCUCUCGGCACUGGGAACUUCAAUACAAAGGAGGGUGCCUCGUCAAAUGGACGGCUUGUGCAUGAUUCACAUGCAGUUGUCGCGGCAAGAAGAUCUCUAAUGAGGUUUUUGUACAGGCACCUGCGGAUGUUUUUCAGCAAGAAUGCCAGUAUGAGAGAGCAGUCGAUCUUUCAGCAGAACAACAACAGCAGCCUCCUCAGCCUGAAGAGCGACAUCACCCUUCACCUUUACAUGAACAAACUGCCAAAGGGUGCCGCUCAGAUCCCGUUCAAGCUGCGCAUGAACCCGCUCUCCAUUCUAGCAUGGCAAGUCAACACUGAGAUCAGUCUGCACCUGUCAGUGGAGGGCAAGGUGUUCUCUGUUUUCUCGCCAGCCCUUGAUCACUCUGGCUCCAAAGUGGUCAGCAUGUCCACCACUGACAAGAUCACUCAGUGGCAGGUGCUAGGAUACCAGGGAGCCUUGCUUAGCCACUUUAUUGAGCCCAUCUAUGUCCAAAACAUUCUCAUCGGCGACACUGACUGUAGUGAAAUUCGUGGUAUGGAGAUCGCUGUGAGCCAGCGUGUGGAGGGGAUCACCUCUCAGCUGCCGAUGUUCUACUGCAUGAUAAGGCCCCACAUUAGCCUGGUACCUCCCAUGGCUAUGAACAGCCCAGGCAGUAGCCAGUUGACCUAUAGUAUCAACUGGAGCGAAGGAGACAGCUCCCUGGAGGUUGUGGAUGGCCUCGAGGGCAAGACCAUAGAUGAAUCCCCCUUUAAGAGCAGCUCUGCUCUGGCUAGCCGUCUGUGUAAAGCAGCAAUGCUGCAACGCUUCAGGUUGGUGGCCAAAGAGGCUGAAAGGGAGGACCUGUUGACCACAAGCUCCUACAGAGAAGCCAAGAAGAUGGCAAAGCCGUACCAGGAGGCCAAGAAUGUGCUGCGGGCAUACCUGUUGCAGCAGGGCUUUGGUUCCUGGCUGGACAAGGUUUGGCUUCCUGAUAACUUCACCAUGUGAAUAGAAACACAUUACCAGCAGUUUUGUUUAAAAUUCUAAAAAAUAAAUUGAUUAAAAUCAAUCCCUGCUAGGAGUUAGUGUAUAAAUAUACAUUUGUAUGGCCUUUUUUCAAAGCAGCACAGUGCUUUCUUCAGUAAAUACAUUUAUGUGCAUGGUGAUUAGAACAUGCUUAAUUUAUGUUGUUUUACAGCUUAAAAUAGUAUUGUAUGCAACUGUGUGUGAUUGAAAUAAAUGUGUAGAAUUCAUUGUCAUAACUGUUGUAAGCUGCUUUUAAACAUCGCCUUCAUGUUCCUGAAGGUUCAAGAUGGUUUAAAUCUAGGUCAGUUAUUUUCAAAUUUAUAUAACAUAGAUCUGUUUGGUUGUACUAGUUUGUCAUGUUUGUGUUUUCACCUGUUUGGAAUAGUUUGGUUCAUAUUCAGCAGUUUAACAUCGGACACUGUAUAGUGCAACAUUUGAGUCUUUUCACAAAGAUAAGACAAUAAUAAAACAAACAGAAAGAUUAAGCCAGGAA
Molecule: messenger RNA, 2203 nt
Organism: Stegastes partitus (bicolor damselfish)
Lineage: Eukaryota; Metazoa; Chordata; Actinopteri; Pomacentridae
Gene: adad1
Product: adenosine deaminase domain containing 1 (testis-specific)
Exons: 12
Biological process (GO): adenosine to inosine editing; RNA processing
Cellular component (GO): nucleolus; cytoplasm
Molecular function (GO): double-stranded RNA adenosine deaminase activity; double-stranded RNA binding; tRNA-specific adenosine deaminase activity
Source: RefSeq, a predicted model, not a curated record